This is a messenger RNA of Podarcis lilfordi (Lilford's wall lizard), 12390 nucleotides long. Lineage: Eukaryota; Metazoa; Chordata; Lepidosauria; Squamata; Lacertidae. The record is from the annotation of a GenBank genome assembly.
AUGAAUAGGCUGGCCAGGGUCUUCCGAGCCAAGGACAGGGAGGGGGAGGCGAAGCUCAUCAAGACGGAGGAGAGCACCCCUGGAGCAGCCCCCAAACCGCGGUAAGUGGGGACCGGCCCAGGGCGGGCGGGGGUGAGUAAAGGCACGUAUUGAGGGGAGGCAGGGAGGGGGAGGCCCCAUGGCAGCAGAUAUGGCAGGGUGCAGGUUGGGCAAAGGGGUUGUGUGGGGAGAGGAGUCGGGGAAGAAUAGGACAAAAAAACUGGCAGGGACCCCAAGAGUUUUCCAUUAAUUUUUGUUUCCAAUUUUUUCGGCCUUUCCAGUUUGAGGCUGUUAAAAUUCUUGCGGCCACUCUAGCAUGUAAAAAUAAUUCCCUUACAUUCUUUGGUAUGUCAGAGCCUAAUAUUCCAAGAAGGAAAACCUCUGGAUUUAUUUAUUUUUUAUAAACGAGAUCUUUAAAACAUUUUUUUAAAGUUCCAUAUAGAUUUCAUCCCAGAACCCCUUAAUUUUUUUUUGCAUGUGCACCACAUGUGAUUUUCCACAUCUCCAACACUUGUUUGAUACAUUUUCAUUCCUUUUUGGUGAUUUUAAUGGAGUCAAGUACCAACGAUACUGCAUUUUCAAAAAAAAUUCUCUGGUGUGUAACAAGCAGUGAAUUUCAUAUUGAUUUCCCAGAGGUUUUCACAAUCUUUCAUUAAGAUAUUAUAUCCAAAGUCCUGUGCCCAUUUUAUCGUAACAGAUUUCACCUCCUCCUGCUUGACUUCCCAAUCAUGGAGGAAUCAGUACAUUUUAGAAAGAGUUUUCGCUUUUGAGUUAAUCAGGUCAUGCUCUAGUCUAUAAUAAUAAUAAUUUAUUAUUUGUACCCUCCCCAUCUGGCUGGGUUUCCCCAGCCACUCUGGGCGGCUUCCAGCAAAGAUGAAAAAUACUUUAAAAUGUCAAGCAUUAAAAACUUCCCUAAACAGGGCUGCCUUCAGAUGUUUUCUAAAUGUCAGGUAGUUGUUUUCCUCUUUGACAUCUGGUGGGAGGGCGUUCCACAGGGCGGGUGCCACCACCGAGAAGGCCCUCUGCCUGGUUCCCUGUAGCUUUGCUUCUUGCAGUGAGGGAACUGCCAGAAGGCCCUCGGAGCUGGACCUCAGUGUCCGGGCAGAAUGAUGGGGGUGGAGACGCUCCUUCAGGUCUACUGGCCACCCAUCUUCAGUCUAGAUGGCCACCCCUCUUAACCUCUGGUGAAGGUUCACCACCUUCUGAAGGAUCAUUGGUUCAGGUCCUGCUAUCUGGACCUGCAGAAAACAAACUUGUUCACUCUUCCAAGUGGCAGCCCUGGAGAGAUGUGAAGAUGGCUCCCACAUCUCCUCUGAGUCUCCUCUUUUUCCAGGCUAAACAAACCCAACUCCCUCGACCAUUCCUCACAAAGAAGGCUUGGUUUCCAGACCCUGGAUCAUCUUGGUCUCCCUCCUCUGCCCCUGUUCCAGCUUGUCCACAUCCGUCUUCAAUGGGGAUGCCCUGAACUGCCACUGGGCAGAGGCCCCAACUGCUGUGUGUGUGUGAUCUGCAGCCCCUCUCUUCCUGUGCCCCCCCCCCCCAGUCUUGGAGACACGCCUUAAACCAGGCUUUGUCCUCCUGGUGCCUUCCAGGUUCUCCCUGUUAACAGAGAAAUCUGAGGGCUCCCUUGGACGAAAAACAAGGACCCCAGCCAGGAAUAGCAGAGCAAAACAGCAGCCAGUCGGCUUGGUCUUGAUUGAAGACUGUUGCGACAGGACUCCCACCUGCCACCAGGUGGAACAAGAUGGAAGCCCCAUACAAAAGAGAACCCAAACUUUUAUUAGCUGCUAAUCCCCAUGUUACACCCCCCCAAACUACAUCACUCAUACAUCAUGGUAAGGGGAGGUCUGGUGGCAGUAAUCUGAGCAUCCUGGACCCUGCCCCAUGGUUCCCCUUGCCCUCCACCAAAUACCCAUGGAGUGUCACAAAAGAGAUCUUUACAUUUCCCUCAUUUCCCAGCCAAGUUAGUCACACCCUUUUGUCUUCAUCUGGGUUUGUUAUUUCUGGAAUGGCUACCUGUCUGGCACUCAGGUAUCAGGAUGCCAGGGAUUAUCCCUCAGGCAGAGGGGCUGCUGAGUAGCUGAGCUCACAGGUCUAGAUGAAUUUCUGAAGUUUCCCCACUGAGCCAGUACAUAGAUACAUUGAUCAGUGAAUUCUUACAUUUGGUAUCGUGCAGCAGAGGCCCUUGGAACAGAUAGGAAGAAACUGUGACGAAGUGUUUUGUGGGGACAAGUCACAAAAGUGAUGGUGCUGAUUUUGGUAGUGGGCUGCAUGUGCAUGAUAUCUGCUGGAGGGGCAACCCCCCCCCAACCUAUACAUAAAUUCCUGAAACAUCCCAUCACGCACCCCCCCCAGACACAGCUGUGUUGCAGGUCCAAACUAGGGAACUCCCUGCCACAGGGAUAGCCUCUGAUUUGGAAGGACUGGACAAAUCCCGCGAAGGUGGAGAGGGCUCCUUCCAAGGGCUCCCGGCCCCAACGGCCGUUCUCUGCCCUCCACCGCCAGAGGCAGGCAGCCGUGCUUCUGAAUCCCAGUUGCUGGAAUAUGCAGGAGCAGAGAGGGCUCUGGAACUCGGAUCCUUCUUGCAGGGGGUUUCCCUCUGGCUGGCCCCCGUGAGAAGAGGAUGCUGGACUUGAUGGGCCCCCCAUGGCCCGAUCCGGCAGGCUCUUCUUAGGCGGUUCUUAGGGGAUGGCGAGGAGGGAGAGACUUCCUUCAAUCCUGCAGCUUUUCAAACAUUAAAGUACAAGGUUCUUUGGAACCUUCAGACCUCCUUCCCUCCCUCCGUAGGUUCCAUGUUUAAGUUUAAGUUUGCCUCAUCUUUUACCAUUAUCCACCUGUUGUGUAUCCCUAAUUGCCAGAGAUAAUUCCACAUUGCAAGUGCCAUUACAUCCCUGCCAGUGAUUUUAACUGUUUACAGUGGUCUUUUAAAUAAGUUACAAAUUUGCUCCGGUCUUUAGAAAAUACCGUAUUUCUCUCUCCAUAAGACGCCCCUGACCAUAAGACGCACCUAGUUUUUAGAGGAGGAAAACAAAAUAUUCUGAACGAAACAGUGGAUGUAUGAUUUUUGUGGUGCAUGCGGUGGCCACAGACAUGUGACCUGGUGGUGAAUUUAGGGUGACCCAAUGUAAAAAUCCUGAGGAUCCAUGUGGACCCGUGCUUUGUAACCAUGUUUUUGCACCAUUGCGGCCCCAGGCAACCGUGGGUGCGUGCUUUUUUGGUGCAGGCUGUAGCCAUGGACAUGCUAUGUGAUCUGAUGGUGAAUUUGGGGUGACCCAAUGUAAAAAUCCUGAGGAUCCAUGGGCUUUUACCUCCCCCCUCCCAGGCAGCCUCCGCUAGCGUCCCUUAUCUCUCUUCCGAUCCCACCGAUCAGCUGUUUCCUUUCAACACUCCCUUCCCUCUUGUUUGCCUUAAGUGUCUUUUCCUUAGCUGGAGCAGUUUUUUGCUCCUCCUUUUCUUCUAAUUCCUCUCCUUAUUGCUUUAAUCUUCCUGUCUCCUCUCCUUGCAAGUUUGCAGUCUUUUCCUCCCCCCUCCCAGGCAGCCUCCUUUAUUGCCAGCGUCCCUUAUCUCUCUCCCCAAUCGGCAAACGAUCAGCGGCUUUGUUUCAACACCCCUUUCCCUCUUUCAAAAAAAAAAAGCACGAUCUGCUUUUCGCCCCUGGGCAAUUCGGCUCCAGGGACCACGCAUUUGCUCCAUAAGACGCACAGACAUUUCCCCUCACUUUUUAGGAAGAAAAAAGUGCGUCUUAUGAAGCGAAAAUACAGUACUUGAUCUUCCUGGUUUCGGCUCUUCCCCGUCACUUUCCCCAUCUCCGCAUACUCCAUCAGUUUCACCUGCCAUUCUCCUUUUGUUGGUACUUCUCCUUCCUUCCAUCUCUGGGCUAGUAGAGCCCUUCUUGCUUCCGUCGUUGCGUACAUAAACAAUCUUUUAUCUUCUCCUGGUAGCCAUUCACCUAUUAUACCUAAGAGAAAGGCUUCUGGUUUUUUAACAAAUGUAUUUUUAAACAUUUUCUUUAGUUCAUUACAUAUCAUUUCCCAGAAGGCCUUUACCAAUGUCCUCCCCACUCCUCUGCUCUGCUCUCAGCCAGGAGAAGAAACGGAUCCUGGACCCAUCGGGGGACUAUUAUUACUGGUGGCUGGUCACGAUGGUGUUCCCCAUCAUGUACAACUGGAUCAUCCUCAUCUGCAGGUGGGCGGAGGGGGGCUGGGCUGGAUCCGCCUGUGGGGAGGGGGCCGGGGGCUCAGGGAAACCAUGGAGGAGGCCCAGCACUGGGGCCAAGGCUCUCCGGCCGGGAGCAUCAUCAGAAUCACGAGGGAAGGAAAGCGACAGAAACCCCUUUUGGAUCCCUCCCUCCCUCCCUCCCUUCCUUCCUUCCUUCCUUCCUUCCUUCCUUCCUUCCUUCCUUCCUUCCCUCCUUCCUUCCUUCCUUCCUUCCUCCUUCCUUCCUUCCUUCCUUCCCUCCUUCCUUCCUUCCUUCCUUCCUUCCCUCCCUCCUUCCUUCCUUCCUUCCCUCCCUCCCUCCUUCCUUCCUUCCCUCCUUCCCUCCUUCCCUCCUUCCUUCCCUCCUUCCUUCCCUCCUUCCUUCCCUCCUUCCUUCCCUCCUUCCUUCCUUCCUUCCUUCCUUCCUUCCCUCCUUCCUUCCUUCCUUCCUUCCUUCCUUCCUUCCCUCCUUCCUUCCCACCUUCCUUCCUUCCUUCUUUCCUUCCUUCCUUCCCUCCUUCCUUCCUUCCUUCCUUCCCUCCUUCCCUCCUUCCUUCCCUUCUUCCUUCCCUCCUUCCCUCCUUCCUUCCUUCCCUCCUUCCUUCCUUCCUUCCUUCCUUCCUUCCUUCCUUCCUUCCCUCCUUCCCUCCUUCCUUCCCUCCUUCCUUCCUUCCCUCCUUCCUUCCUUCCUUCCUUCCUUCCCUCCUUCCUUCCCUCCUUCCUUCCCUCCUUCCUUCCUUCCCUCCCUCCCUCCCUCCUUCCUUCCUUCCUUCCUUCUUUCCCUCCUCCCUCCCUCCCUCCCUUCUUUCCUUUGCUUCUGCAUCUGCCAGUCAUCUCCUUCCACGCAGAGGAGAGCGAGCCCAGGGGAUGACCAAAGAAAGAAAAAUAGUAAACAGCAAGAGGCCUGGGAAGCAGACUCUGACAAUCCAGCCAGGGUUGGGGGCAAAGAUUCAGCAAAAAGACAUUUGGGUGAAGUCAUGGAAACAGAGAAAUGUAGGGCUGGAAGGGACCCCCGAGGGUCAUCGGAUAAUAAAAAUAAUAAUUUUAUAUCCCGUCCAUCUGGCUGGGUUUCCCCAGCCACUCUGGGUGGCUACCUGAAAAAUAUUAACAAUAAUAAAGUGUCAGACAUUAAAAUCUUCCCUGAACUUCCCUGUUCCAACCACUACCCCCCCUUCUGUACUCCAAGGCCCCCAAUUCAGGAAUCCCAGCUAAAGAAUUAUUGACAGGUGACCAUCAAACCUCCAUUGAAGGAGAGCUCAGCAUCUUCGAAGGUCUUCUGUGCUGCUGUCAAAGGGCUCUUGCUGCCUGGAAGUUCCUCCUAAAGUUUGUUUGCAAUUUCCUUCCUUGCUUUUUGAAUCCAGGAGUUCAGGACCUGGCAAAACAAGAAAGCAGUUCUGGGGGGGGGGGGUGUCCUUUUAGGAAGGGAGGGAGUUUCAGAGCAAACUGCCCCCCCAUUUACAUUUUAGGGAUAUUCCUGGGGGGAAGGGGAGAGCUGAGUGGGGGGCUGCGGGGGGUGGGGGUGGAGCAAGGAACAAGGAGAGAGCUUGGAGGGAGCUGCCUGGCCUUUGGGGCAGCUGCUGCUGCAGUGGGUGGGUUGUGGGUUCGGAUGCUGCCACGCAUCUCUCUCUCCUUCCCUCCUGCGCAGGUCCUGCUUCCCUGAGCUUCAGCGCAAAUACCUCUUCCUCUGGCUGGCCCUGGACUACCUCUGCGACCUGCUGUACCUGCUGGACAUCGGGGUCCACUUCUACACGGGUUAGUGGCCUUUCCGCCUCGGGGCCUGUCUCCUCGCCCCUCCUUGUGGCCCCCUCUCACCCCACCUGGCGAAUGCUUCUUCCCCUUCAUCCAAUGAAGCUAAACUUUGAGAGAUUCAACAGAGAGAAGAAAGUCUUUGGUCCCGUGACGCGUAGUUAGACUAUGGAACUCCCUCUCACAGUACGCAGGGUUGUCCAGCAGCCUAGAUGGCUUUAGAAAAGAUUGGACCAAUUCCGGGAGAAGGAGAAAGAUAUCUUUGUUCUUCCUCCACAGUCAGGGGUAGCAAUGCUUCUGGAUCCCAGUCGCUGGAAACAUCCGGAAGGGAAGAAAGCAAACGUCCAACGGGGGCUUCUGAUUGGAGCUUCCAGCAGCCAAUCAGAAUCCGUGCUUUGGUUUCUGAAUGUUUUGGAAGUCUAACGGACUUCUGGAUUGGAAUCUGUCUGACUUCCAAGGUACGACUGUACAUAUUUAAAAGUUGACUUCCCAAUAAUAAUUGAAAAUUUGUAACAGAGAAAUAUAUAAUGUGGGAGCAAAAACACUAGGAAACUUCUGUCCAUAAGAUCUGUUCAGGGCCAGAUUUAGCUUUGAUGUUGCCCUCAGCUCCUGAAGGUAACGAGGCCCUUUAUAUGUCCAUCUGUCCUUUGUCAACAACAAAUUGUCGCUGUUUUUGUGUUGAAUAUAUGCUAGGUGGUGAUUUAUGGACCUAACUGGUAUCUAAAGCCAUUUGCACAUGUUGCCCUGCAACCCGUCCAUGCAGAAUGUAGGCACCCUAUAUAUAGAAAGGAGCAAACCAGGGAUAUUUGAGGGAGCAGGCUAGCAGGCAGGGGCCAUUGCUUACAUCAGAGGAGCCUACACAACACAAAACACGGUUGCUGUAUGUAGCUUAUAUUUUAUUUGUUUUUUAUCUUAUAUUUUGGAAAUGUACAUCCAGUUUUUCCCCCUUUAAUUUUUUUGGGGACCCCCCCAAAAAGUGGGGCCCUAAGCUAUAGCUUGUUUAGCAUAAAUCCGGCACUGGAUCUGCAGAAAUAGUUGGCCUAUUCCUUCGAAGAGCAGGUUCCAGCUGACCAGGCCCUGGUGCUGACGGAGAGAGAGGCGAUCCUGGCUGCUUUCCUAUCAAGAGUGUCUCUCUGACCCCUACAUCUCCCACCUCUGAAGGGUGAGGGGACUGGAUGGGACCCUCUGGCCCGAUCCGGCAGGCCCUUCUUAGGUUGUUCCGUUUGUUGGAGAGGAGUGGAGAUAAUAAUAAUAAUAAAUUUUUAUUUAUACCCCGCCCUUCCCGGUUCAGGAAACCGGGCUCAGGGUGGCUAACAACAAAUUUAAAACACUUAAUUGAUGCUACAACAAAAAACAGCAUAAAAUUCAGUAUAAAACAUGAAUAACGAUAAAUUUAGAACUCAAAAAUCAAUUUAGGGGGGAAAUCCAUCCAAUAAACAUUAGGUGAUCACCAGGGCUAGCUGGCUAAAUUAGUCCUAUUUGGGCCAGCGAGGAGGCCAGGGGAGAAUUAGCUGUGGGAUCCCAGAGCGGGUAAUCUUCAUAAAAAGGGGAGGAAGGGGAGUAAAAGAUCAGGCUAAGUUCAAAUGGAAAGCCAGGCGGAAUAGCUCUGUCUUACAGGCCCUGAUGGAAGGAGGUUAAAUCCUGCAGGGCCCUGGUCUCAUGGGACAGAGCAUUCCACCAGGUCGGAGCCACCACUGAAAAGGCCCUGGCCCUGGUGGAGGAUAGUCUGACUUCCUUAGGGCCCGGGACUUCUGAACUAUGGUAAUUCAUGAACCUUAAGGUCCUCUGCCUGGGGCCGAGGGUCUCCUCUGACCCAUCUCCUUCCCCCCUCCCCACCCCAGGCUUCCUGGAGCAAGGCAUCCUGAUCCAGGACCGCUCCAAGAUCUCGCGCCACUACACCUGCUCCUCCGCCUUCCUGCUGGACCUCCUCUCGGUGAUGCCCACUGACCUCCUAUACCUGCGCCUGGGCCUGGCCACCCCCGCCGUCCGGGCCAACCGCUUCCUGCGCAGCCCCCGCCUCUUCGAGGCCUUUGACCGCAUUGAGACGCGCACAGCGCACCCCAACUCCUUCCGCAUCUCCAAGCUGAUGCUCUACGUCUUCAUCACCAUCCACUGGAACGCCUGCGUCUACUUUGCCCUCUCAGGCUACGUGGGCUACGGGGCGGACAAGUGGGUCUACCCCAAUGUCAGCAUCCCCGGCUUUGAGCGCCUGCUGCGCCAGUACCUCUACAGCUUCUACUUCUCCACCCUCAUCCUCACCACGGUGGGCGACACGCCCAUGCCCCACCGCGAGGAGGAGUUCCUCUUCAUGGCGGCCGACUUCCUGCUGGCCGUCAUGGGCUUCGCCACCAUCAUGGGGAGCAUGACCUCGGUCAUCUCCAACAUGAACCAGGCGGACGACGCCUUCGUCCCCAACUCGGACCUGGUCAAGGGCUACCUGCGCACCCACUGCCCCAACCGCCGCCUCCAGAACCGCGUGGUGGAGUGGUACCAGCACCUGCAGAUGGAGAAGAAGAUGACCAACGAGCUGCAGAUCCUGCAGCACCUCCCCGAGCGCCUGCGGGCCGAGGUGGCCGUCAGCGUCCACCUGCCCACCCUCCGCAAGGUGCAGAUCUUCCAGAGCUGCGAGCAGAGCCUGCUGGAGGAGCUGGUCCUCAAGCUCAAGCCCCAGGUCUACAGCCCCGGCGAGUACGUCUGCAAGAAGGGCGACGUGGGCCGGGAGAUGUACUUCAUCCGGGAGGGGAAGCUGGCCGUGGUGGCUGACGACGGGGUCACCCAGUACGCCGUGCUGGGAGAGGGGCUCUACUUUGGGGAGAUCAGCAUCAUCAACAUCAAAGGUGAGCUUGGAGGGGGGGAGGGAGAAGUGGAGGUGGGGGUGUCGUGUGUGGAGGAAAAACUGAAACACAUUGCAGAGUUCCCCAAAAAUAGACCAGAGGCAAUUUCAUCCAACAGAGCUUUAACGCUUCUGAAGGCAAAUGAGCAUAAUGGUCACAAAUCCAAAAUCCACAUCAGAAGUGUGCAUACAUACGAAAGCUCAUACCAGUAACAAACUUAGUUCGUCUCUAAGGUGCUACUGGAAGGAGUUUUUUUAUUUUGUUCCGACUAUGGCAGACCAACACGGCUACCUAAAGGGUAAAGGUAAAGGGACCCCUGACCAUUAGGUCCAGUCGUGGCCAACUCUGGGGUUGCGGCGCUCAUCUCGCUUUAUUGGCCGACGGAGCCGGCGUACAGCUUCCGGGUCAUGUGGCCAGCAGGACUAAGCCGCUUCUGGAGAACUAGAGCAGCGCACGGAAACGCCAUUUACCUUCCCGCCGGAGCGGUACCUACUUUUCUACUUGCUCUUUGAGGUGCUUUCGAACUGCUAGGUUGGCAGGAGCAGGGACAGAGCAAUGGGAGCUCACCCCGUCGCGGGGAUUCGAACCGCCGACCUUCUGAUCAGCAAUCCCAAGAGGCUCAGUGGUUUAACCCACAGCGCCACCCGUAAACAAAUCCGAAACAUUCAGGAUUGGCCCUGUCCAUCAGGAAUCCAGUUGCAGCAGACUUAAACUAAACUUAACAAUAACUUAUAAUCAGUGCUUUUUUUCUAUGAAAAAAAUGUUUAGGGGUACUCACCUUUCCCUACUCAUAUUGAAAUACUGCCCCUCAAUGAGGCCAAACUUAGAUUCACAAAAUGUUUAGGAACAAAAUAAAAAAAAAUCCUUCCAGUAGCACCUUAGAGACUAACUAAGUUUGUUAUUGGUAUGAGGAUUUUUAAAAUUUUGUUUCAACUACGGCAAACCAACAUGGCUACCUGCCUGCAACUAAAAUGUUUAGGGGUAUGCGUACCCCUGCGUCACCCCAGGAAAAGAAGCACUGCUUAUAAUAAGACUAAACCUUAACGCUAAGCAUACAGAGCAGAACACCACAGCCAGAACAAAGGGACAGACAGAGAAAGUGAGAGAGCCAGGCUCCUCCUGGCCUGACUAUUACAGUCAGCAGGAUCUUGACUAAAAGGAUAACAGGAGCACUUUAACCCAGCUGCACUCAGGCUCCCGUUGUUUGGUCCCAGCUCCUGCCAACCUAGCAGUUCGAAAGCACGUCAAAGUGCAAGUAGAAAAGUAGGUACCGCUCCGGCGGGAGGGUAAACGGCGUUUCCGUGCGCUGCUCUAGUUCUCCAGAACUAGAGUUUCCUGCACAGCUGCCUCCCACUGGGACGGCAGAACAGGGCCAUUCUGGCUAGUGGCCUUUGAUAGCCCUCUUCCUCUUCCUCUUCCUCCUCCUCCUCCUCCUCCUCCUCUGUGCAUUGGCCUAAUCCUCUUUUCAAGCCAGGAGCCAGCCAGCAGUAAAUCACACUGUGCAAGUUGGAGUUAACUCCUUGUCAGCAAAAACAGGACCGACACAGGAGUGUCAGGCCCAGUGAGCACAGUGAUUAUUUUAUUUAUACCCCACUCAUCUGCCUUGGUCACUGAAAAGCCAAUAAACGCCAUAGACCAGGCACCCCCAAACUCAGCCCUCCAGAUGUUUUGGGACUACAACUCCCACCAUCCCUAGCUAACAGGGCCAGUGGUCAGGGAUGAUGGGAGUUGUAGUCCCAAAACAUCUGGAGGGCCGAGUUUGGGGAUGCUGCCACAGACAGAGGGGAUUCCCACAACCACUCUUUUAUUCAGCUGAGUGAAACAGAGGGGACAAGCCACACUCACCAGCGUGAUGGUGAAGCUGCGCCAAAUAGCCUUUGUUCAUGCUUUUUAUAGGCCUCCCCCCUCCCUUCCCUCCCCCUUCGAGGUUCCUUGCACUGAUGGAAACAGGACACCCUGCCUGGAGACCUUGACUGGGAGAGUUGCCUGGCAGAGGGAGGUUUUCCUGAAAUCGCCUAGCAACGUUAUCUGGUCUUCACAUGAGCGUGGCUCACCCUCCUAAAUUCUAAAGGAGGCAGUUUUUUACAGAAGCAAAAUCAGUUAGGCUAACCAAAAAAAAACAGGACAAGAACAGGCCUCUGUGGCUUUUCCUGAGACUCCCACAAUAGUAAUAAUAAUAAUUUUAUUAUUUAUUCCCUGGCCCAUAUGGCUGGGUUUCCCCAGCCACUCUGAGUGGUUCCCAACAGAAUGAUAAAAGAUCAAACAUUAAAAACUUCCCUAAAUAGGGCUGCCUUCAGAUGUCUUCUAAAAGUCAGAUAGUUGUUUAUUUCCUUGACACCUGGUGGGACGGCAUUCCACAGGGCGGGCACCACCACCGAGAAGGCCCUCUGCCUGGUUCCCUGUAACCUCACUUCUCGCAGCGGCCCUCAGCGCUGGACCUCAGUGUCCGGGCAGAACGAUGGGGGUGGAGACGCUCCUUCAGGUAUACUGGACCGAGGCUGUUUAGGGCUUUCAAGGUCAGCACCAACACUUUGAAUUGUGCUGGGAAACGUACUGGAAGCCAAUGCAGGUCUUUCAGGACCAGUGUUAUAUGGUCUCAGUAAGACUUUAUUUUACAGAAAGGUUCAGCCUCACUGGCAUCCUCUUCAUAUUGACCCACAGAGGAAGGUUUCCUUUUGGGAAGAAUGAAAUCCUUUUUUACAGAAAGGUUCAACCUCGCCAGCAUCCUCUUAAUACACUUUGAAUUGUGCUCGGAAACGUCCUGGGAGCCAGUGUUGGUCUUUCAAGACCAGUGUUAUAUGGUCUCAGCGGCCGCUCCCAGUCACCAGUCUAGCAACACAUAAGCAACUUGUCUCCGGUGGGUCUUGCCCCCGUGACGGAAGGCCCCACCCCCCCCGCCGCUGCCUCAGCCCCCUCCUCUCCGAGGUUUCUCCCGAGGAGUUCCAUCCGGCAUCUGUGUGUCCCCAACCUCUCCUCCGCCAUUUCCAUGUCUCUUCUGGAGACUGAGGGGGGAGGGGAGCUUGUCUCAGCAGGAGGGGGAGACCCCCCUGGCUUCUUCACCAGCCGGACUCCUCUCUGCCUCUUCGCCUCUUUCCUCCCACCCCCAGGGGCCUGAUCCUGCAUGCUCCGCUUAUGUUCUCAAGGCCCCCGCUGACCCCAUUGCCCCCCUUCUCCCCCCCCAGGGAACAAGUCCGGGAACCGCCGCACGGCCAACAUCAAGAGCAUAGGCUUCUCGGACCUCUUCUGCCUGUCGAAGGAGGACCUGACGGAGGUGCUGGCUGAGUUCCCCAGCGCCAAGGCCAUGCUGGAGGCCAAGGGCCGGGAGAUCCUGCUCAAGAUGGACAAGCUGGACGUCAACGCCGAGGCGGCCGAGAUCGCCCAGCUGCAGGAGGAGGAGCGCCGGACGGCCGCCCUGGAAGAGGGCCUAGACGCCCUGCAGACCAAGCUGGCCAGAAUCCUGGCAGGACUCGAAUCCAGCGCCUUUAAGGUGGCUCUGCGCCUGGAGCGCCUGGAGUGGCAGAUGCGGGAGUGGGGGGCCGAGGAGGAGGCGGAGAGGGAGGGGGCCGAGCCUUAG